Molecule: messenger RNA, 2220 nt
Organism: Oldenlandia corymbosa var. corymbosa
Lineage: Eukaryota; Viridiplantae; Streptophyta; Magnoliopsida; Gentianales; Rubiaceae
Source: the annotation of a GenBank genome assembly
UAGAGAGUAAAGGCUUCAAGCGUUGAGGAAAUUAAAGAAACAAAAAACCUGGGUUUCAUUGUGCAUCCUCACGGCAAAAUAAGCACUGGGUAAGGCUUUUUUAAUAUCGUAGGGAACAAGACCAUCGGAUCCUUCUAUGCCGAAUAUGGGUUCCACAUAGACGGACUCUGACGGAGCGGGCGGCAAAUAGUAUCGCCGGCGGGAUGAGUAAUUGAUGAGGGGAAUAGACGACAAACCGGGGAAAUUACCGGGAAACACCGAAUACCUGUUGUUACUACUGCCCAGAGGACCAACAAUUCCGUAUUCACCAUUACAAAGAUGGUGACACUGAUGACGCCAGCCCCUCCAUGCCCAUGGUUUGGCUAUCUUCACAACCGCUCUCAAGGCCAUUCCUUUUCCCGACGGCGGCAAUAGAGAAUCACGAUUAAGAAGAACAAAACUUAGAAGUUAGGUUUAGAUUUGAGCUUUUAUAUUUUUCUUCUUUGGACGAAUAUCAAAGUCCAAGUUUCAUGACACCUGUCCUUAAACAAGGCUAAGCCCAAAAAGGCAGAGCACAAUUUUUAUUUUUAUUAUUAUUAUUAAUAGUUUUUUUGGUUAAACAUAUAUGGUUUGCUAUAAUUUCAAUAAUAAUCAUCCGAAAUUCUCAGUGCCUUGUGUGAUCUCACAAAUUACAGUUUGCACGGAAAAUUUGCAAUGGUGAUGGCGGCGGCGGCGGCGGGCGUACGAGCUGUGUUGAACAGGGCAAAAUCAUGGGCAUCGGGUCGGGGCAAUCAACUUGUAAAAGGAAAGCCAUCAGUUACGACGGGGGAUACUCAGAGGCAGAGCUAUCCCAUGGUCGUGGUGGGCCGACGCUGCUAUUCCCAAUCUUCUUCUAUUCUUCCCUCUCACAUCAACUUCGAUACGGACUUCACUCACCAAUUCACCCCUGUUUCCUGCGCCCACGAUGACAAAGGGGUCUUAUUCGCUGCUGAUUUCGCCGUCACCGCGUUUAAUGAUUAUUCUGAUGAAAUGGAACCUACCUUUCCUCGUAUUCGUCUCUUAAGAGUGGUGAAGGCCAGCGCGAUUCGGAUUGGUUUGUCCAUCCAUAGCUUAUUGCUGGGUGGGAUUACUGAAAAAGGCGACCUUAAUGUUUAUCGCGCCCUAGUUCUUCACGACCCAUUGGAGCAGAUGAAGGAAUUGAUCGGCUGGCAGUGGGUCAACGAGUCUACCUUCCCCUACCCUAGAAAUUUUGUUUUGACGGACCCUAGGAUGGACUCUAACGCAAGCAACCUCCAUUUAUUUAAUCGUUUGGAUCAAAUGACAAAAACAAAAAGUAAGCGUCCUCCUUCUACUGUUGCAAGUGAUGCGAUUGUCCCUGUUGACUCUGAGAUUACUGAACAAAUCUGCAAGUAUGCUCUGUCUGCUAUUGAGAAUCACAAUCAUGGCCAGGCUAAUAAAAUUUGUCUCGAAAAGGUGUUGGGUGCAAAAAAAUCAGAGGUUGACCUUGGCAUCUGUUACAUUAUGUUAUUGAGGGCUAAGGACAGCAAUGGGGAUUCCAAUACUUACUGUGCUAUAACUAAUGACUUCUGGGAUUAUCAAGUUCCGAUGUUUGUUUCUAAGCCUCUGCAAGAGUAUCAGGUGGGUGAUGUGAACUGGUGACUUUUUUCUGUGUUAUUCUUUGAGCUGUGCGCUCUCAAGAUAUGAUGGAACUGGAAACUCUACUGCUGUUAGCCACAAUGAUCACACGUAGUUUUCAGGUUUGAUGUAAUGUGCCCCGGUUACAACGUAGUAUUUUUUUUUUCCUUCUUUCUUCCCCCACCCACACCCCCCGCCCUUUAGAGACUACAAAGAUCAUUAAACAAAUGUAAAGGAUAGUUGGGGUACGUUACUGUUAUGUUCGAGUGACUGAUUUUUUUUGUUUCUCUUAGCAUUUAUUCCAUAAUUUUUUUCUUGAUAACUGAUUAUGACCAACUGUAGUUCUAAUAAUGCCAUAUUGAUAGAUAUUGUGAGUUUAGCAUGAGAAGUGGUUGAUAGCUUGCCGAAGGUCUAGGAGUGUAAUGCAGAAACAGCACUGGGAGACCAUUGGCGCACCAAGGAGUAUGAAAAGAUUGUAGUUUUCCUCCUUGCCGUUUUGGUCGUUCUUCAAUGUUAAUUGUUAUUUGUUCGUCGAGAUAAUCAUGCUUUUGGAUGUACCGAAGAGAUGAACAUUUUAAUUUUACUCCUAUCUAAAAAAAAUAGGAC